This is a messenger RNA of Mercurialis annua (annual mercury), 314 nucleotides long. Its product is annotated as 26S proteasome regulatory subunit 10B homolog A-like. Bases 3 to 314 code for a protein of 103 amino acids. Gene Ontology annotation, biological process: positive regulation of RNA polymerase II transcription preinitiation complex assembly. NCBI's taxonomy places the organism in Eukaryota, Viridiplantae, Streptophyta, Magnoliopsida, Malpighiales, Euphorbiaceae. Gene Ontology annotation, cellular component: cytosolic proteasome complex; proteasome regulatory particle, base subcomplex. The transcript is spliced from 3 exons. Gene Ontology annotation, molecular function: ATP binding; proteasome-activating activity; ATP hydrolysis activity. The record is from RefSeq and is a predicted model, not a curated record.
AAAUGAUAAUGGCAACAAACCGACCUGAUGUGCUCGAUCCUGCACUUCUUCGUCCGGGAAGAUUAGACAAAAAAAUAGAGAUUCCGUUGCCAAAUGAACAAUCGAGAAUGGAAAUCCUUAAAAUUCAUGCUGCUAGCAUUGCCAAGCAUGGGGAGAUUGACUAUGAGGCUGUUGUGAAACUUGCAGAGGGCUUUAAUGGAGCUGAUCUCCGCAAUGUUUGCACAGAAGCUGGAAUGUCAGCAAUUCGUGCAGAACGUGAUUAUGUUAUCCAUGAAGAUUUUAUGAAGCCAUGUAUGAAUAUUUCAGAAACAUGA